AUGCACAAGUCUAAAUAUGAUCAUGAAAUAGGUGGAAAAUCACUUAAGCUUCAAUUGAAGGAAAACAAUAAUAUUAAUUUGGUUUUUUACCUGUUACGAGUUACAAUUGCAAGAAUGCUACUUCUAAUUUACAUCAAAGGCGUGGAGUUACACGUUCGACAGACGAAUGAACUUAUGUAA
Clunio marinus is the source of this 180-nucleotide messenger RNA. NCBI's taxonomy places the organism in Eukaryota, Metazoa, Arthropoda, Insecta, Diptera, Chironomidae. The record is from the annotation of a GenBank genome assembly.